Peromyscus eremicus (cactus mouse) is the source of this 708-nucleotide messenger RNA. RefSeq names its product hydroxysteroid 17-beta dehydrogenase 2 (gene Hsd17b2). Gene Ontology annotation, molecular function: oxidoreductase activity. The record is from RefSeq and is a predicted model, not a curated record. NCBI's taxonomy places the organism in Eukaryota, Metazoa, Chordata, Mammalia, Rodentia, Cricetidae. The transcript is spliced from 3 exons. The annotation marks the transcript as partial.
UGGGCUGUGGUCAACAACGCUGGGGUCCUCCAGUUGCCAAUAGAUGGGGAACUCAUUCCCAUGACCCACUACAGAAAAUGUAUGGCCGUGAACUUCUUCGGAGCAGUGGAGGUCACCAAGGUGUUUCUGCCUCUACUUAGAAAAUCCAAGGGGCGGCUGGUGAAUGUUAGCAGCAUGGGAGCUGAGGUCCCAAUACAAAUGAUGGCAGCCUACUGCUCCACGAAGGCAGCUUUGACCAUGUUUUCAUCAAUCAUCAGACAAGAAGUCUCCAGAUGGGGAGUCAAAGUUGUUACCAUCCAACCUGGAGGUUUCAAAACAAACAUCACAGGCCCACCUGACACUUGGGAUAAGAUGGAGAAGGAAAUCCUGGACCACCUUCCCCAGGAGAUACAGGAUGACUAUGGCCAGGACUAUGUCCAUACACAGAAGAACUUGCUCCAGAUCAUGAAAGACAAGUCCUUCUCAGACAUCACCCCUGUGCUGCAGGACAUCCAGCAUGCCAUUUCUGCCAAGAACCCCUCUUCCUUUUAUGCCCCAGGGAGAAUGACUUACCUGUGGAUCUGCUUCUCCUCCUAUUCCCCGACCAGCUUAUUGGACUAUAUUUCGCAAAAAUGUUUUAUUCCAAAACAGAUGCCAAGAGCUCUAAGGACAUCGAGUUAGAAGAUCAAGGCCCCCAUGGGGUAGGAAAUGUCACGUUCUUAGAAUGAA